AUGUCCAACAGCAGCUCCAUCACGCACUUCCUCCUGCUGGCAUCGGCAGACACGCGGCAGCUGCAGCUCCUGCACUUCUGCCUCUUGCUGGGCAUCUCCCUGGCUGCCCUCCUGGGCAACGGCCUCAUCAUCAGCGCCGUAGCCUGCAGCCACCACCUGCACACGCCCAUGUUCUUCUUUCUGCUCAACCUGGCCCUCACUGACCUAGGCUCCAUCAGCACCACUGUCCCCAAAGCCAUGCACAAUUCCCUCUGGGACACCAGGAACAUCUCCUACACAGGAUGUGCUGCUCAGCUCUCUUUCUUUCUCUUCUUUAUCUCAGCAGAGCUUGCCCUCCUGACCAUCAUGUGCUACAACCGCUACGUGUCCAUCUGCAAACCCCUGCACUACGGGACCCUCCUGGGCAGCAGAGCUUGUGCCCACAUGGCAGCAGCUGCCUGGGCCAGUGCCUUUCUCUAUUCACUGCUGCACACAGUCAAUACAUUUUCCCUGCCCCUUUGCCAUGGCAAUGUCCUGGGCCAGUUCUUCUGUGAAAUUCCCCAGAUCCUCAAACUGUCCUGCUCCAAAUCCUAUCUCAGGAAACUUGGGCUCAUUGCUGUUAGUACCUGUUUGGUACUUGGUUGUUUUGUGUUCAUUGUUUUCUCCUAUGUGCAGAUCUUCAGGGCUGUGCUGAGGAUCCCCUCUGAGCAGGGACGGCACAAAGCCUUUUCCACCUGCCUCCCUCACCUGGCCGUGCUCUCCCUGUUUGUCAGCACUAGUAUAUUUUUGUACCUGAAGCCCCCCUCCAUCUCCUCCCCAUCCCUGGAUCUGGCCCUGUCAGUUCUGUAUUCAGUGGUGCCUCCAGCCCUGAACCCCCUCAUCUACAGCCUGAGGAACCAGGAGCUCAAGACUGCAGUGUGGACACUGAUGACUGGAUGGUUUAGGGGAGAUUAAACUGCUGGUGAAUUUCUGCAAGUGAAUUGUAAUAAAAAUCAUCUUUGAUACUU
Serinus canaria (Common canary) is the source of this 986-nucleotide messenger RNA. RefSeq names its product olfactory receptor 14I1-like. Lineage: Eukaryota; Metazoa; Chordata; Aves; Passeriformes; Fringillidae. The transcript has a single exon. The record is from RefSeq and is a predicted model, not a curated record. Gene Ontology annotation, cellular component: membrane. Gene Ontology annotation, molecular function: olfactory receptor activity; G protein-coupled receptor activity. Gene Ontology annotation, biological process: G protein-coupled receptor signaling pathway. The coding region runs from base 1 to 933 and encodes 310 amino acids.